This is a messenger RNA of Anthonomus grandis grandis, 1287 nucleotides long. RefSeq lists its product as uncharacterized. The coding region runs from base 71 to 652 and encodes 193 amino acids. Lineage: Eukaryota; Metazoa; Arthropoda; Insecta; Coleoptera; Curculionidae. The record is from RefSeq and is a predicted model, not a curated record. The transcript is spliced from 3 exons.
GCGUGUGAACCUCACGACGACUUUUCCACGCUUCGCAUCAAUUAAAAGUCCAUUUAAAUUUCACAGUUUUAUGGUUUUCAGUGUGUGCCGGUUAACGUUAGAAAUGCCCCCCACGGACCGCCGCCUCCUAGGCGCCUUCGUACGUCUGACUCUGAUUUUGGGCUCAUUUUUAGUUCCUGGAUGUUUCGGGAUCAGAUGCUACGUGUGCGACGAGGAGGGGGAGACGGAGGCCUGCUCAGCAUUCAGGAUCGGUGAUCCCAAGUUCGUUAGGGAGUGCGGGGAUGGAUUUAGGAGCUGUCGGUUAAGUCAGAAGGCGGACGAUGCCACUGUCCUGAGCAGAUCCUGCGAGACGAUCCGGUUACACGACUGCAAAAUGGCGAAUUCCGUGGAGUUCUGCUACUGCACCACCGAUCUGUGCAACAGUUUCAACUUGGACAUUCGACCAGAAGAUGAUGAGAUUGAUCCUGUCGGUGAGACUUUAGAAGGGAGUGGUAAAGAACCAGAAGAGUCUACCACAACAACCAAACCUGAAGAUAAUACAGACAUUGCAAUAGUAGAUGAGGAAAAUGCUGUAGUGGGGUCCAGGAGUUCAAGAGUUCUGGUGUCAUGGCCCAUUUUGGCUCUAAUGCUUCAGUAUGUUUAUAUCCAGUAAAUGUCUCACAAUAGGACUUAAGCCAAAGAUCAUUUUAACAGUCAUUCCAUGAUGUACAAUUAAGUUUGCUUCAAGAAACCUCGUCCUGAUAAAGAAGACUGACCGCUGUGCCUAAUUCAAGCAUUGCAACAUCGGAAUAACCGAUCACAGGGAAGAAACGUUCUUUUCCUUCCAGUGCAACCUGUUUUUAUUCAUUAAGGUAGAAUCAAUUAUGAAUUAAUGUACUUUAUAAUGGCAGCUAACUUUGUUGUAUUGUAUUGAUUGAAGUAUUAUUGAAAAUGAACAAAUUUAUGGUGAACGCACCAGGAAAUACUAUUUUUAUAAUAUUGCUCGCUUUAUUGUAUGUAGCGCCAGAUGUGACGUAUGUCCUAAGAAUUAGUACCUAAGAAAUACAAUAUUUGUGGCAUAAGUUGGGUAUUUAAGGUUUUAGUGGUAAAAAACUAUACAUUUUUGGUUUUCUCAAAAAUGCGUCGUAUCUCAGAAAAUUUCGUACUUGCAUAAAAGAUUCUAAAUAAUUUUCUUAAGAUUUCAGUCUUCGAUUCAUGUUUCUACCAGCAAAAGCAAAGAAGUUAUUACAAAUUGUGAAAAUCACCCAAAACGUAAUUAAAUGUCGAAAAACAUAAAUUUUGAGUUUU